Molecule: messenger RNA, 1225 nt
Organism: Heteronotia binoei (common prickly gecko)
Lineage: Eukaryota; Metazoa; Chordata; Lepidosauria; Squamata; Gekkonidae
Gene: PSMG2
Product: proteasome assembly chaperone 2
Exons: 7
Coding region: 237-1037 (266 amino acids)
Biological process (GO): proteasome assembly
Cellular component (GO): nucleus; cytosol
Source: RefSeq, a predicted model, not a curated record
UGGCAAACAGCGCAGCCAACUUUCCCAACUCGAGGGUAUUCUCCUGGCUUCGUUAAAAAACAAGGGCAACAAACUCGUUGCAUGAAAGAGGAAAACGGUGACAGGCACAGUGUAAACAGCCUUCCCAAGUGCCGUCUUUUGCCGGUUCGAGAAAAAGGACCCCUGUGGAGGGGGAAGGGCGCGACCUUUCUCUUGCUUUGCUAGGCUCGCGUCUUCGCCUGUCCAUCGUUGCCGGGAUGUUCAUCUCGUGCGAUGGCUCCGCGCGCCCUGAAUUCCAAGGCUUCACGCUCCUUAUGCCAGCAGUUUCCGUGGGAAAUGUUGGUCAGCUGACUGUUGAUUUAGUCAUUUCCACACUUGGGAUGACCAAAUUUGGUUACUUUUAUACUGAUUGCCUUGUACCAAUGGUUGGAAAUAAUCCAUAUGCAACAACAGAAGAGAAUGCAACAGAACUGUGUAUAAAUGCUGAAGUGUAUGCAGUGCCUUCUAAAGAGCUAGUGGUUCUACAGAUCAGAUCACCAUUCAUAAAGAAUAAAUAUAGGCACUUCUGUGAUGCGUUGCUGUCCUGGGUGAAAGGCUGCAGCUUUGCCAGAAUUGUUCUUUUGUCCAGCAGUCAUGCUUACCAGCGUAAUGAUCAUCAGCUUCACACGACUUCACUGCGAUAUUUGCUUUCACCUGCUGUUCAGAAAACAGUUCGAGAUCUAAUACAAAGAUUGAACUGGAGAGAACUGGAGAAAGUGUCAGCUUUCCCUGAAGAAAAUGAUGAUGAGAAAGUGUUCCACAUUCCAGGAGGUGGCAUCACAAAACUCUUGUUCACUGAAAGUUGUUCAGAAGGAAUUCAAAUGGUGGUUUUGCUGAAGUUUUGCUCAGAGGGGGACAAUAUCCCAGAUGCACUUGUUCUUGCUGAUUAUCUUAAUGAAUGGCUUCAAAUAACCACAAACCAACAGAGUGGCAAUUCUCCUGCUAAAUCUUCCAAAUGGAAAACGCCAAGUUCCUGGAAACUCCUCUUUGGCAGUGGCCUUCCACCUGCAUUGUUUUAGGUCUUGCUGACUUUACUUAUAGACAACCUGUACAAAAUCAAAGUAUUCUGUUUUUGAUUUUCAUGUAAGUGGUAACUGCCACUGUGUAACCUUGUAUAAAAUGUAAUUACUGUGAUCUAGUUAAGCUAACACUUCAGUAAGUUUCAAGCACCACAUAAAGUAAACUUUUUAGAAGACCUUUUACUAGC